GGCACAACAUAUAGUACGUCGGAAUUUAAAAAGUUGAUAGUGUUUGAACAUGUCGAAGUUAUUAUUUUUGUGUUUGAUGAUUGGUGUGGCUAGUGCUGCUACGUUUAGAGGGAAAGUGCCGAAAAAACCAGAGCAUUUAGCUCACAAAGAAGGCUGUUACGUGAAGGAGGUAAACGAUGUCGUCCCGUACGGCUCCAUGGCUACCCCCAUCGGCCAAUGCGUCCGGAUAGAGUGCGGAGCCGAUAUGCUGUACUAUGCUACAUGCGGCGUGGUUUCCUCCGCUGACCCAAAAUGCCACAAGACAAAUGGGGAUCUCACGAAGCCCUACCCUCAUUGCUGCCCUACGAUCAAGUGUGACUCCGAAAACCAAGUCUAAUGUGUUAUUAUGAGAGUAUAUCCAACUGGCUGAAAAAAAGGCUGUGAGAAAAUAAAAAAAAGCUAAUUUUA
Cydia amplana is the source of this 447-nucleotide messenger RNA. RefSeq lists its product as uncharacterized. The transcript is spliced from 3 exons. The record is from RefSeq and is a predicted model, not a curated record. The coding region runs from base 50 to 376 and encodes 108 amino acids. Lineage: Eukaryota; Metazoa; Arthropoda; Insecta; Lepidoptera; Tortricidae.